Messenger RNA from Frieseomelitta varia, 2476 nucleotides. Its product is annotated as facilitated trehalose transporter Tret1-like. Lineage: Eukaryota; Metazoa; Arthropoda; Insecta; Hymenoptera; Apidae. Bases 632 to 1975 code for a protein of 447 amino acids. Gene Ontology annotation, cellular component: membrane. Gene Ontology annotation, biological process: transmembrane transport. The transcript has 4 exons. Gene Ontology annotation, molecular function: transmembrane transporter activity. The record is from RefSeq and is a predicted model, not a curated record.
UUAGUGUACAAUAUUUAUUAGAUUUUAUGUAUUUAUAAAUCUCUUUAGACUGGGUAUGAAUAAAUUAUGCAAAAAUAUUUUUUUGUAACAGACUUAAUAAGUUGUAUUUAUUGCUCAUCUAAUAUCUGUUGUUUUAGAAAAUAGCACAAAGAAGGUACAUGAAUGUUAUGCCUAUUUACAGGGUAAAAAAUAAACAUUCGAUUAAUAUUUUAUCCUAUAAUUAUAUUGUUAUUAUUAAUGAGAUUAUUUGUGUGUGGUGCAACUAUUUUCUGUUCAUUAAUUUAAUAAUAUAGUAAUGUAAACUAAGAAUGGAAGACUCAGUAAAUAAUUAAAAUUAGACAAAAUAAAACAAUAAUAUACGAUUAUUGGCUACUGAGAUACACAAUUUUUUUUAUUAUCCUAGUUUAUACAGUUUAUAUAAUUUUGCUACAAAGUAUCAGCACUGGAAUGUUUUUAUCUCGAUUUGUCAGUUGAGAAUUAGAGAUGUUCGAUAACGACGUACUACGUAAUACACUGAUUAUGAAUACAUAACGUAGAUUUGACAAGAAACUAUCAUUUGUAACAUUAUAACAUGUACGAUCGGCCGUUUUUAUAAAUUGUUCGUUUGUUUUGUGAAUAUCUCGUGGAAACUAUGAAGAAAGUAUAUUUAGCUGUCUUUGGUUGCAAUUUAGGUAUGAUAUCGUUUGGUCUAUUUUUUGGCUGGUCAUCACCUUCAUUGUCUCUCCUAUUGCAAAGUAACAGUCCUAUACAGUUGACCAUCCAACAGGCUGCAUGGGUUUCAUCCACUUUUAUUCUGGGUUCAACUAUUGGUGCGAUGCUUUGUAGCUACGUUAUAAAUGUAAUUGGGAGAAAGACGACUCUAGUUCUUACCGCAAUACCUGGAUUGACAGGAUGGAUGAUAAUAGCUUUCGCGACAUCAGCAUGGGAAUUAAUUGUAGGCAGAAUUAUUUGUGGAUUGAGUAGUGGAUUUGGAUAUAUGUCCGCUACUACGUACGUCGGUGAAAUUUCGCCGGCUAACAUAAGAGGAAUAUUAACGUCCACGUUAACUCUAGCUUCGAAAUUUGGUCUAUUCUUCGAAUGGGUAGUAGGACCAUUUUUUUCUGUACGAGAUCUUGCGCUCGUGUCAUCGUCGAUACCGAUUCUUUUCUUUCUUUCUUUAAUAUCGUUACCGGAAUCACCCUAUUAUCUGAUGCGUUGUGGCAGAAAUCAGCAAGCGGUAACGUCUCUUGUGCAAUUAAGAGGGACCACAGAUGUUUCUAAAGAAAUAGAAAUGAUCGAAAAGUCCAUAAAGUACGACUUGGCAAAUGACACUGGAUUAUGGGAAUUAAUCAGCGUUCCAGGAAAUCGGAAAGCGUUAAUAGUUGUGUUGGGUCUAUUUAUUAUACAACAAUGGAGUGGAAGUUUGGCAAUACUCUCAUAUGCUGAAUUAAUUUUCAAUGAGACGAAAAGCCAGCUUGAAGGCAAAUACUUAACCAUGAUAUUGGGUGGUGUGCAAGUGGUGUGCGCCGGGAUCAGCGCGUCUAUAGUGGAUUGGUACAACAGAAGGACUUUGCUUCUAAUUUCUGCGUUCGGCGUUUCCAUUUCCAACUGCCUCAUUGCUUUAUUCUUUUUCCUUCAACACAUCGAAGUGGACGUUACUAAGAUCACCUGGUUGCCAGCUGUUGGAUCGAUACUUUACAUCGUCAUGUAUGCUAUCGGCCUGGCUGCACUUCCGUUUACCAUGAUGAGCGAAAUUUUCCCCACAAAUGUUAAAGCGGUCGGCAUUAUGAUUGGAAUGCUGGGCCUAAAUUUCUCUGCUUUUGCCGUGUCUCUCUCUUACCAAAGUAUCGCGGAACAAUGCGGCAUAUACGUUGCGUUUUGGUUCUUUUCUUCCAUCGCUGCUUUAGGCGUCGUUUUCACAUAUUAUUUCGUACCGGAAACAAAGAAGAAAACGUUGCAAGAAAUACAAGAGCAGUUGCAUGGAUAUAAAUUGUAAUAAGAAUGUAAUAAGAAUAUUUACUUUUUAUUUUAUAUUGGAAUUAUUGUUGAAAUGUGCAAUUAGGAUGGAGAAAAGAUCGAAGAAAGAUUAAUCACGCACGUUUAGUACAAACAGUAAGAAGCAAUCAUGAAGUAAUUACAUUAAUAGAAGUUUAGAUUUAUUUCAGGGAAUGUACUUGCACUUAAUUUGGGCAUUUGUCUUGGGUGAUAGAAACUUUGAAUAAUUCGUCGUAGCAAUGGUUGCCAAUGUAACGGCUAAUCUGGAUCAUCAAUGCCACAAAUUGGAGAUUUAAUUGAUGGAUUCGUAGUAUUUCUCGUGGGAAGCCACAAGGUAGGAAAUCCAUUGGUCUGUUCGAUAGUUUCUGUUUCAUAGAAUGCUUCUAUAGCUGCCUCUCCUUUACGACACAACUCUGGCAUAAUUGUCAAACGAAAUAUCUUAUUGAACCCAUAAUAAUUGUUUUUUUUCAAAUUAAAAUCCUUUUCAUACUUUACUGGUAAA